AUGGAUUAUCUACAGCAGUUUAAAAGUUUGAGUGAACUGGUCUCCUACGUCCGACUCAAGUUUCAAAUCUCUGCCACUACCAACGCUCUAAAGAAAGACCUAUCAAGGCCAUCACUGAAACAAUGCUUUGAUCUGCUCCGACAUUCAGGCCGUAGUUUUUAUCUCAACAUUUCUGCUCUCAAAGGUUUACCAAGAGAUGGCAUCUGUAUCUACUACUUGAUCGUCCGAGCCAUGGACACGAUAGAGGACGACAUGACCAUACCAUGUGAGGUCAAACAUUCGAUACUGAGAUCUUUCGACACUAUAGUGAGAGACGAGGGCUGGAGCUUCACACAAAGUCAGGACAAGGAUGCUGUCGUACUGGAGAUGUUCCCAAGUAUUUCCAAAGAAUUUAAUCGACUACCUGAAUCUUACCAAAACGUCAUUAUGGAAGAUUUACGAGGAAUUGGAGAAAGCUUUGCGACAUCCAAUGAAAUUCCUUGUUACAAUUUAGAGGAAUUUGAAAAGUACUGUAGAUAUUCAGCUGGAAUACCUUUGAUACAAAUGCGUCAGAUGCUUCACAUGGCUGAGCCCGUGACAGAUUAUGAGAAGACCUGGAUUAAAAACUUCGGACACUUGUUCCAGAUGACCAACGACUUACGCGACAUACGUCAUGACAUUGUCAUUGACAGGAAACGUCUCUGGCCUGAAUCUGUGUGGAAGAAAUAUACGAAAGAUAUAAGAGACUUAAUAUUACCAGAGAAUGAAGUUCAAGGACUAGCUUGUCUAAAUGAACUUGUAACAUACGCUCUAGACCACGUUCCGUCCUGUGUUUCCUUUCUUAAACUCUGCCCAACUGAAGAGUGCCUCAAGUUCUUCGCUGUGCUGCAGGUCAUGGCAGUGGCAACACUAGAACGCCUCUACAACAACCCGCAAGUUUUUCGCCACAUCAUCAAGAUACGGAGGGGUGAGGCGGCGUACAUCAUGGUCAACUCGACCUCCAUGCAAAACGUCAAGGCUAUGAAUGCUCAUUAUAUUGCCAAGAUACAGACCAGAGUACCAAAAGACGACCCAAACUACACCAGAACGAGACAAGUCUGUGAGGCCGCCCUCAGCGUUGUACAAGAUGUCACAGCACCGAAGACGUUCAAUGGCUUCCAUCUGGUUCUCUCUGUCCUUAUAUUUGCUCUGUUUUGUAUUGUGUUGGGUUUUGUGGCUGAGGCAAGGCUUGUUAAUAAAGGCAAUAGUCUCUAAACAAAUACAUAUACCAAAGUUGUC
Messenger RNA from Physella acuta, 1257 nucleotides. RefSeq names its product squalene synthase-like. Gene Ontology annotation, biological process: farnesyl diphosphate metabolic process; cholesterol biosynthetic process. Gene Ontology annotation, cellular component: endoplasmic reticulum membrane. Gene Ontology annotation, molecular function: squalene synthase [NAD(P)H] activity. The record is from RefSeq and is a predicted model, not a curated record. Lineage: Eukaryota; Metazoa; Mollusca; Gastropoda; Physidae.